Didymosphaeria variabile is the source of this 480-nucleotide messenger RNA. RefSeq lists its product as uncharacterized. NCBI's taxonomy places the organism in Eukaryota, Fungi, Ascomycota, Dothideomycetes, Pleosporales, Didymosphaeriaceae. The transcript is spliced from 3 exons. The record is from RefSeq and is a predicted model, not a curated record. Gene Ontology annotation, molecular function: DNA-directed DNA polymerase activity. The coding region runs from base 1 to 480 and encodes 159 amino acids. Gene Ontology annotation, biological process: translesion synthesis.
AUGGACCGGCCGAGGAAGAGGCUCAACCGGCCCCUCGACUCCAUCAUCAUCCACUUUGACGCCUUCUACGCCAGCGUGGUCGAGGCUGAAACGCCGUCGCUGCGAUCCCGUCCGCUCGCCAUACAACAGAAACAGAUCGUGGUCACUUGCAACUACGAGGCACGCCGGAGAGGCCUCUACAAACUGCAGCUCAUCAAAGAAGCAAAGAAGAUCUGUCCGGACGUCGUCAUCGUCCUCGGCGAGGAUCUGACACGGUUUCGCAAUGCCUCAAAGGAGCUCUACGCCUUCCUUCGCUCCUUCUCGUGGAACUCUCGUUGCGAAAGGUUGGGCUUCGACGAGGUAGGCACAUUCCACGGAUUCUUCCGUCAGCUUCCUUCAUCUUGGCAGCACCGCCAUUUCGAAUUCCCCGCCGCAAAAGCUCCCUCGCUCGUAUAUGCUAUUUUCCUCAUCGAGGUCCGGACUAGGAUAAGCGAACACUAA